Aspergillus melleus is the source of this 2379-nucleotide messenger RNA. RefSeq names its product beta-xylosidase XylA (gene xlnD). The transcript has a single exon. Gene Ontology annotation, molecular function: xylan 1,4-beta-xylosidase activity; alpha-L-arabinofuranosidase activity. The record is from RefSeq and is a predicted model, not a curated record. Gene Ontology annotation, cellular component: plant-type cell wall. Lineage: Eukaryota; Fungi; Ascomycota; Eurotiomycetes; Eurotiales; Aspergillaceae. Bases 1 to 2379 code for a protein of 792 amino acids. Gene Ontology annotation, biological process: xylan catabolic process; arabinan catabolic process.
AUGCCUCCUUUCAGCUCAAUCGCUGCCGCCCUGGCAGCUUUCCUACCCACUGCAUUGGCUCAAGCAAACAAGAGCUACGUCGAUUACAACGUUGAGUCGAACCCGGAUCUUUUCCCUCAAUGUGUGGCUACGAUUGACCUGGGGUUCCCCGAUUGUGAAAAUGGCCCCCUCAGCAAGACCCUCGUGUGUGACACAUCAGCCCGGCCCCAUGAUCGUGCCGCCGCCCUCAUUUCGUUGUUCACUUUCGAAGAGCUUGUGAACAACACUGGCAAUACAAGUCCAGGUGUUCCGAGAUUGGGACUUCCUCCAUAUCAAGUUUGGGGAGAAUCUCUCCAUGGCAUCUUCCACGCCAAUAACACUCCAGAAGGCGAUUACAGCUGGGCGACGUCUUUCCCCCAGCCUAUAUUGACAAUGGCAGCGUUGAACCGAACCCUGAUUCACCAGAUCGGAAGCAUCAUUUCUACCCAAGGCCGCGCCUUUAGCAAUGUCGGUCGUUUCCCUCUCGACACCUACUCCCCCAACAUCAACAGUUUCCGUCAUCCUGUUUGGGGUCGCGGUCAAGAGACGCCCGGAGAGGAUGCUUAUUGCUUGAGCUCGGCAUAUGCAUAUGAGUACAUUACUGGAAUCCAAGGCGGUGUUGACCCGGAGCAUUUGAAGCUGGUGGCAACGGCGAAGCAUUAUGCUGGAUAUGACAUAGAAAAUUGGAAUGAUCAUUCCCGCCUGGGCAAUGACAUGCAAAUUACCCAGCAAGACCUCUCUGAAUACUACACGCCGCAGUUUCUCGUCGCAGCCCGCGAUGCUAAGGUCCACAGUGUGAUGUGCUCCUACAAUGCGGUAAACGGCGUACCCAGUUGCUCCAAUUCUUUCUUCCUGCAGACCCUCCUCCGGGACACAUUUGGUUUCGUGGAGGAUGGCUACGUUUCGGGUGACUGUGGUGCCGUGUACAAUGUGUUCAAUCCUCACCAGUACGCUGCUAACGAAUCUGCCGCUGCUGCCGACUCUAUCCGUGCCGGCACCGACAUCGACUGCGGCACAUCCUAUCAGUACUAUUUCAGCGAGUCCUUUGACGAGAACCUAUUGUCACGACAGGAUAUCGAGAAGGGGGUUAUUCGCUUGUAUACCAACCUGGUGCGACUGGGAUACUUUGAUGGCAAUAGCAGCAAGUACCGCGACUUGACCUGGUCCGAUGUUGUGGAAACCGAUGCUUGGAACAUUGCCUAUGAGGCUGCAGUGGAAGGAAUUGUGCUUUUGAAGAACGACGGCACUCUUCCACUUUCCGACUCGACCAGCAGUGUUGCACUUAUUGGUCCCUGGGCCAACGCUACAACACAGAUGCAGGGUAACUAUUUCGGACCUGCGCCUUACCUGACAAGUACUUUGGAUGCACUCAAGGCCUCGGACCUGGAUGUCAACUACGCGUUCGGGACCAACAUCACUUCUGAUUCUGACGAGGAUUUCUCGGAGGCACUGUCGGCAGCAAAGAAAUCUGACGUUAUCAUCUUCGCUGGCGGCAUUGACAACACUCUUGAAUCGGAGACCCUAGACCGAGCCAACAUCACCUGGCCGGGCAAGCAGCUUGAUCUAAUCGAACAACUGAGUCGCUUAGAAAAGCCGCUAAUUGUCCUCCAGAUGGGUGCCGGGCAGGUCGAUUCCUCGUCGCUCAAGACUAACAAGAACGUGAACGCCUUGCUCUGGGGAGGGUACCCGGGUCAGUCCGGUGGUCAGGCCCUUUUGGAUAUCAUCACCGGCAAGCGCGCACCGGCUGGUCGCCUUGUUACCACUCAAUACCACGCAAAGUACGCGGAAGAGUUCCCUGCCAUUGACAUGGGCCUUCGUCCGAACGGAAGCAACCCUGGACAGACGUAUAUCUGGUACACGGGGACCCCAGUCUACGAGUUUGGGCACGGCCUUUUCUACACAACAUUUCGUGAAUCACCGGCUGGUGGUGCCAGGAAUGGCUCGUCGUUCAAUAUCGACAAUCUCCUCACCCAGCCUCAUCCCGGUUAUGCCACCGUCGAGCAGAAACCAUUCCUCAAUUUCACCGCCCGCAUCACCAACACAGGCAAGACGGCUUCGGAUUACACGGGCAUGCUCUUCGCCAACACUACCGCCGGGCCUGCACCAUACCCGAAUAAAUGGCUUGUCGGAUUCGACCGACUCGCGACUUUGGAGCCCGGGUCAUCUCAGACCUUCACGGUUCCAGUGCCCAUCGAUAGCGUGGCGCGUACGGAUGAGCAGGGCAACCGGGUCCUGUAUCCAGGACGGUAUCACUUAGCAUUGAACAAUGAGCGGUCAGUUGUACUUCCAUUCACCUUAACUGGCGAGGCCACGAUCAUCUCGAAAUGGCCAUCGGAGCAGCAGCAGAUAUCUGCAGCCUAG